GUAGGUACCCGGUUAGUUGACGGACCAGUAUUCACAUCACUGUCAUCAUGGAGACGUGUGUGCUUUUCGUUACGGCUAUGUUUUCCGUCUUUUUCAUCACCACAGCACAAAAACAAGCAGAAUUCUUGGAAGCGCACAAUUAUUUCCGAGCUAAGGAAGGCGCUAAAGACAUGCAGGCAAUGACUUGGAGCAGAGCUAUAAAGAAAACUGCGGCUACGUGGGCCCAGGAGUGUUUAUGGGACCAUAGCCCCUCCUCGGACCGGAAAAUCACUUGGGGUGGAAAGCAGGUUUCUGUUGGAGAAAACUUAUUUUGGUCUUCAGCCAAGACUUUAAAUGUUACAAAAGUUGUCAACAUCUGGUACGACGAAAAGGAUGACUACAACUUCAAAGAAGGCUCCUGUGCUCGUGGGGAAGUGUGUGGUCACUAUACACAGGUUGUAUGGUCUACAUCUAACAAGCUUGGAUGUGCUGCUGUCAGCUGCCAGCCCCUCUAUAAACUUAAGGAUGAUAAGAGAGUAAAAUUAACAUCCUUAGCCUGGCUUGUCGUGUGUCAGUAUGCACCUGGGGGCAACAUUAAAGAUAAAAAACCCUAUACAAGAGGGACCCGCUGUUUGAGAUGUCCAGAAGGCACCACCUGUGACUCCAGGAAGCUGUGUGUCAAGGACAAGAAAAGAGAACUGAAUCUCCUACUCGAAGCUUUAUACCAACUCAAAGACUUUGAAGAAAACAGUAAUGAAGAAUGAUAAAAUCACAUCUUAACAAUCCAACUCCAUUUGGAUCAAAUAAAUAUUUUAUUAUCAUUAAAAGUGUCCGUUAUCAACAAGAUCAAUUUCACAAAGCACCUGACCCUGUCUAUACAUGUAACCAUGGAUACAAAGAUAAAACCAUUGUGUAAAGACUUAACAAAAGCAAAGAGUUUAUGUAAUAAAUAUAAAUACAUGUACAUAAAAUAGCAAUAGACAGGGUUAUUCAACAGACACCAUCGAUACAAUACCCCACAGACAGUAUGGAUGUUUAGUUCCUGGAAUGUGAUUGGUGAACCAUUCGUAUUGUGUUUCGAUAGUUUUCUCACUUUCGUUGGUUGUCCUUGUGUUUGAUCGUUAAUUUGACCCCAUAGUACUGCAACACCACAUUCAUCUCUCUCAAACAAA
This is a messenger RNA of Pecten maximus, 1151 nucleotides long. Its product is annotated as GLIPR1-like protein 1. Gene Ontology annotation, cellular component: extracellular region. The coding region runs from base 48 to 743 and encodes 231 amino acids. NCBI's taxonomy places the organism in Eukaryota, Metazoa, Mollusca, Bivalvia, Pectinida, Pectinidae. The record is from RefSeq and is a predicted model, not a curated record. The transcript has 7 exons.